AUGGCACGACCAAUCAUCGGCAGCUUGAGCUCUAUCGUUCUCGUGCUGAUUCUGGCAUGGUCCAUCGGGACAAUCGCCGUCCGUGGCUACAACACAACGGAGUGGACCGUCGGCGGCGACAAGGGGUGGAGCUUCGGCGUCGCCGGCUGGGAGAACGACAAGCCAAUCCAGGCCGGCGACAUGCUAGUGUUCAAGUACAAACCGGGAGCACACAACGUGGUGGAGGUGGAUGUGGUUGGGUACAUGGAGUGCAAGGCCCCCGACGGCGCCAAGGUUCACUCCACCGGCAACGACCGCUUCGAGAUGCCCGGCGGCAAGGCCUACUACAUCUGCUCCAUUCCUGGCCACUGCGAGAAAGGCAUGAGGAUAGGCAUACCGCCUAGAUAGAUAGAUUGAUGAAUAGUCUCCAUAUUAGACACCGACUACCCUAUUCUCUCGCUGGCUGAGUUCCGCAAGAAAUAAAUUUA
Lolium rigidum is the source of this 467-nucleotide messenger RNA. Its product is annotated as basic blue protein-like. NCBI's taxonomy places the organism in Eukaryota, Viridiplantae, Streptophyta, Magnoliopsida, Poales, Poaceae. Bases 1 to 387 code for a protein of 128 amino acids. The record is from RefSeq and is a predicted model, not a curated record. The transcript has 2 exons. Gene Ontology annotation, molecular function: electron transfer activity. Gene Ontology annotation, cellular component: plasma membrane.